AGCCGCUCGGCUCGGGCGCUGCCCAACGCCGCCGUCCCCGCCCCACGGCUCCGCGCCGCUUUGAAGCGGGCUCGGCGCUGCCCUCCCGCUCAGAGCCCGCCAUGGUGCAGCCGGAGGAGCAGGCCCGGCUGUACCGGCCGCGGCCGGAGCUGCUGCCGGCGGCGCACGUCCCCUCGCUGCCGCACUACCAGCGGCUGUACCGGCGCUCCGUGGACGAGCCGCAGGAAUUUUGGGGUGACAUCGCCAAGGAGUUCUACUGGAAGCAGCAGCACUCGGGGCCGUUCCUCAGGUACAACUUCGAUGUGACGAAGGGGAAGAUCUUCAUUGAGUGGAUGAAAGGGGCGAAGACCAACAUCUGCUACAACCUCCUGGACAGGAACGUCAAUGAGAGGAAGCUUGGGGACAAAGUGGCUUUUUACUGGGAAGGGAACGAACUGGGGGAUUCUAUGAAGAUCACAUACAGCGAGUUGCUGUGCAAAGUCUGUCAGCUUGCCAAUGUCCUCCGCAACCACGGUGUGAAGAAAGGAGACCGAAUUUCCAUCUACCUACCUAUGAUCCUGGAGCUGGUCAUAGCCAUGCUUGCCUGCGCCAGGAUUGGAGCCAUCCAUUCUGUUGUGUUUGCAGGCUUCUCAGCAGACUCUCUUUGUGAGCGGAUCCUUGACUGCGGUUGCUCCCUCCUCAUCACAGCAGAUGCCUUUUAUCGAGGGGACAAGCUGAUCAACCUGAAGCAGAUUGCUGAUGAAGCCCUCCAGAAGAGUAGAGACAGGGGCUUCCUUUUGAAAAAGUGCAUUGUGGUGAAGCACCUGGGACGGGAGGAGUUAGCAGUGGACGGGGCAUGCAGCCAGUCUCCCCCUCUCAAAAGGCUGUGCCAGGACGUACAGGAAAAAAAGACUGAGAGCUCACAGAGACUCCAUCCCAAGACCCCCUGGGAUCCCCACGUGGAUGUGUGGUGGCAAGAUCUGAUGAGCGGUGCCAGCACAGAGUGUGAGCCCGAGUGGUGCGACUCAGAGGAUGAACUCUUCAUCCUCUACACAAGUGGCUCAACUGGGAAACCCAAGGGUGUGCUGCAUACGGUGGGUGGAUACAUGCUUUAUGCUGCCACCUCGUUUAAGUACGUCUUUGAUUACCAGCCUGAGGACAUCUACUGGUGCACAGCUGACAUUGGAUGGAUAACAGGCCAUUCCUACAUCACUUACGGACCCUUGGCAAAUGGGGCAACUAGUGUAUUAUUUGAAGGUAUCCCCACCUACCCGGACGCUGGGCGAAUGUGGAGUAUCGUUGACAAGUACAAGGUGACCAAGUUCUACACGGCACCCACAGCCAUCCGGCUGCUGCUCAAGUAUGGGGAGGAGCCCGUCAAAAAGCACAGCCGGAAGUCUCUGAAGGUGCUGGGGACCGUUGGGGAGCCCAUCAACCCUGAAGCCUGGCUGUGGUACUACCGCGUGGUGGGAGAGGAGAGGUGCCCCAUUGUGGACACGUUCUGGCAGACAGAGACGGGUGGCCACAUGCUUACACCUCUCCCUGCCGCCACCCCCAUGAAGCCAGGCUCUGCUACAUUCCCCUUCUUUGGUGUGGUCCCUGCCGUCAUGAAUGAGUCGGGGGAAGAGCUGGAAGGAGAAGCAGAAGGCUACUUGGUAUUUAAGCAGCCCUGGCCAGGAAUAAUGCGCACACUGUAUGGAAACCACCAACAGUUUGAAACCACGUACUUCAAGAAGUUCCCUGGGUACUACGUGACAGGUGACGGUUGCAGGAGAGAUAAAGAUGGUUAUUACUGGAUCACGGGGCGAAUUGAUGACAUGUUGAAUGUUUCUGGCCAUUUGCUGAGCACUGCAGAAGUGGAGUCAGCUCUGCUCGGGCAUGGAGCUAUCUCUGAGGCUGCUGUGGUCAGUCACCCACACCCUGUGAAAGGCGAGUGCCUGUACUGCUUUGUGACCCUGAAAGAUGGCCAUGAAUUCACCAGCAACCUGGCAGAUGAGCUGAAAAAACAAGUCAGGGAAAAAAUCGGACCGAUAGCAACGCCUGAUUACAUCCAGUAUGCCCCCAGCCUGCCCAAAACCCGUUCAGGAAAGAUCACCAGGCGGAUAUUAAGGAAGAUUGCCCAGAAUGACAGAGAUCUGGGGGACAUCUCCACCCUGGUAAACCCAGGCAUUAUAAACCAGCUUUUCAACAGCAGAUGCGACACUAAACUGUAGCAGCGUGACCUCUCCCUGCUGAACAGAACUGUAGCAGCAGCAGUGUCCUGAUGAGCAGGUCCCUCAAGUAACCACUGUCUGCCCUGGGAAAGAAACCUUCACCUGUUGAAUUGAAUGUAUAAAUGUUAGAGAUGAAGGAAGGCUGACCCUGGAGAGGCUGCGUCUCACCAGCGUGUUCCUGCCUUGGAGGAGCGUGCACGUCGCAUCGGAGAUGAGCAUCGUACAUCUGAGGUUCGGCCUCACUCACACAGGGACUUGUGACUUGUGCUCCUCUGUUCUCAUCACGUCGCUCUUGAUUUUUAUUUGUUUUCUCGUGGGGGGGGUGUUAAUUAACUUUGUGUAGUUGAGGGGCCCUGGUGCGCUUCCCUUAGUGGGAAGGAGCUGGGGGGCAGGUUGUAGGGGAAGUGGUAUUGGAGUUACUCAAUGCAGCCAGGCAAGGGAGGCUCAUCUGCCACUGUCUACAUGCUGAGCAAGCUUCCUUUUCUACUCAGAGCUAAGGGAAAACUUAAAAGCACUGUCACAUCAUAAGCACAACUGAGUUUUAGUCUUGCAUCCACUGUUUUCUAGCUUAGGUCCCCUAGCCUGAAGGGGAAUGAGGCAAGGCUUGGGAGCUCUGUGCUUUAGCUGGAUUCUGUAGAACUCUUUGGUACCAUGUUCUGCUGUUGUCACCUGUGUGGUGCCAGCUGGUGCAUGUUUUGCAGCUGGGAUCCUUUGCUGGCUGUGCCCAUGGUCUGGGUGCUCACAGCCCAGCUUACGUGGGUUCAUGCUCGCAGAGGCAGCACAGCCAAGUGUCCCUUCUGAGGGCUGGGCCGGGUGUGUGCUGCUGGUACCAAAGGAAGCAGGGCACAAAGCACUGCAGAGGCAGCUCUCCCACUGUGAGCAAACCAAGGGAGGGUGCUGUGUUACUUUUGGUUAAAUCUGGCAUAAUAAUGAGAGAAAACAAUAACUCCAGCUCAAGUCUGAAUAUCGUGAGGGUACUGCCAAAGCCAGCAGUUCCUCUCAGGUUGAUUACGCUGAACAUCAGCCCUGGAUUGAGCUGGGAAAGAUACCUCCCUGUAAUGUCUGUAUUGAAAUCACACCCGAGCUGUUUGAUUUCUACACUUAAACCAAAGGAGAAAUGAGCUUUAAAUCUUGCUGCAACAGCUGUUUAGCAGGCUUUACCUUUAAACUGAGCUGGCGUUUGGCUGGCUGGAAAGGAGGAGGUGACUCUUCCAAGGCUCGGGGCAGGUUUUGCAGGUGCUCUGCAGGGCUGCUGCCCAAGUCUCGUUCCUUGCCUGCUGCUCUCCCCACCAUGGUCUUUGUGACCUACAACCUCAGUUGCACCCGUGUCCCACAAAGCACCCACUGCUCCGUUCCACAGGAUUGUACCACUUCUUUGACAUGAGUUCCUACAUCUGUUCUCCUCCUCUGUUACUACUGUUGUGUAAUUUUGGCUGGAGACGGCUAGAACUCUAUGCAAAACGGAAUAAAAAUUCAAGAAAACAAAACAGAAAGA
Molecule: messenger RNA, 3687 nt
Organism: Numida meleagris (helmeted guineafowl)
Lineage: Eukaryota; Metazoa; Chordata; Aves; Galliformes; Numididae
Gene: ACSS2
Product: acyl-CoA synthetase short-chain family member 2
Exons: 19
Coding region: 102-2192 (696 amino acids)
Cellular component (GO): cytoplasm
Molecular function (GO): AMP binding; acetyl-CoA synthetase activity
Source: RefSeq, a predicted model, not a curated record